AUGGCUCAUCCAGGUGACGCAGCUGUUCCAGUUCCCUACAUUUCAAAGCUUGGCACUAAAUUGCAACCUGGCCAAACUCUUGUCGCUCAUGGUACCAUUGACCUUGAUGCAGCUGAAUUUGAAGUGAAUCUAUUAAAUGGUUCACCAAAUAUCGAAUCAUCAAAGGCUACCAUUUUUCAUAUGAAAGUUAAUUUUAAAGAAAACAGAAUAGUAUACAACACUUACGAGAACGGUAAAUGGGGUAAGGAAGAGAAAUCAUCGAAUCCGUUUAAAAAAGGUGACGAUUUCGAUCUUCGUAUACGCAUUCACGAGAAUGAACUGGAAAUUUUCGGUAAUCAGAAAGAACUUCAUACUUACAAAACUCGUAUCAAUACUGAUUCCGUGGAUUAUUUAGCUAUCCGCGGAAAUGUCUCACUAAAGGGUGUACAUUGGGGUGGUCAAUACUAUACUUUACCAUUUGAAACACAAUUCCCAGGAGGAUGUCUAAAUGCCGAAGAACGAAUUUACCUUUACGGUAUCCCGAAAGGUGAACGUUUUGAAGUUAAUUUCAUAGCAAAAAAUGGCGAUAUUCUAUUUCAUUUUAAUCCACGCUUCAAAGAAAAGAAAGUAAUACGCAAUACAAAAAUUGGUGAUGUUUGGGGAGAGGAAGAACGUGAAGGCACAUUUCCAUUUAAGAAGGAUGUUGGUACCGACAUUGUCAUACAUAAUGCACCUUAUUCCAUGCAGAUAUUUGUGGAUGGCAAACGUUAUGGUACAUUUGCACACCGUACAUCAAAUCCUGGUGAAGACUAUACGACCCUUCUAGUAGCUGGUGAUUUUGAGCUAACAGGGAUGGAAUUCAGCAUGUAA
Messenger RNA from Acanthocheilonema viteae, 849 nucleotides. The record is from the annotation of a GenBank genome assembly. Lineage: Eukaryota; Metazoa; Nematoda; Chromadorea; Rhabditida; Onchocercidae.